Dentiscutata erythropus is the source of this 1179-nucleotide messenger RNA. The record is from the annotation of a GenBank genome assembly. Lineage: Eukaryota; Fungi; Glomeromycota; Glomeromycetes; Diversisporales; Gigasporaceae.
AUGUCAUCAACGCCUUUUUCCCCAAUCGUUCGUAUUGAUCGUGAGUUAUCAUCAGUUGUAGAGAGCGACUCACAUCGGUUGAUCGCUCGCAAUGACGAUCGAUCAGGAAUCAUUAGUCCGUCAGGAACAAGUUCAACUUCAACUCAGAUGAGUUCAGGGAAUGCGUCAACUUCGACUCAAAUAAGUCCAGAUGUACGUUCACUAAUUCUACCUGAAGAAAUAAAAGAUAAAAGGUGUUGGAUUUGUUUUGGCGAAGAAUCAGAUAGUGUGGGUAAAUGGGUCCGACCUUGUAAAUGUUCUCUUAUAUGUCACGAAGAAUGUUUGCUUGCUUGGAUUACAGAGAAUCAGAAAAGUACUGCGUUAAAGAAGGUACGGUGCCCUCAAUGUAGAACUUUAUAUCAUCUCGCUGAACGAGCAUCUCUUCUUUUACGCGUUUUUUCUAUCGUUGAUUCUGCAAUCCAAUCUUCGAUUCCAUACUUCACUAUUUUCGGUGUUACUUUCGCUAUUGCAGUUACAAAUAUUCACUAUGGAGCGUAUGCAGUAAUUACAAUGGUUGGUCUCGAAGAUGGUGAAAAACUUUUAGAAGGACCUUGGAGCUGGAGGAUUUGUUUUACUCUCCCUCUUGUUCCGAUAUUGCUUAUUUUUUCGAGGGCUCGUAUUGCCGACCCGGUGAUGCCGCUCAUUCCUAUGCUAUUUAUUAGAUAUGAUCAAUUAAGAACUACGAUGCCCCUGAAUCCAUCCCUCACAAUCUCUCUUUUACCAUGGGUUAGGAUUAUUUAUAAUUAUUCAUACAAUCGUUUGUUUGGUCGACUUGAGCAAUCAUGGCGUAGGCAAUUAGAACCGUAUUCAGUUACAAUCGAUUCUGAAAAUGGUGAAAAUGGUAAUGAGCGGCGUCGGGAAAAUCAAGAUGUGUUGGAUCGUUUGGAUAGAAGCAAUGCUGGUCGCAAGAUUAUUGUUAUCUCGGCUAUGGUCGGAAGCUUCCUUGGUCGCUUUUCGUUUAUUCGUUCACGGGUACCCGAUACUUUUCAUCGCAACGUUCUCGGUGGAUGCCUAUUUAUAGUCAUAAAGGAUAUUAUGAAUCUCACAUAUAAAUACCAAAGAGCAAAGCAUCGUCGAUCUAGGCAUAUUAAAAAUUAUACAGAAUUUGCGAACGAAGAAUUAACAUCUAAUCUUAGAUAA